This is a messenger RNA of Dicrocoelium dendriticum, 954 nucleotides long. The record is from the annotation of a GenBank genome assembly. NCBI's taxonomy places the organism in Eukaryota, Metazoa, Platyhelminthes, Trematoda, Plagiorchiida, Dicrocoeliidae.
AAGGUUUUGGAAAGAACGUCCUCAUGAGAAGAGCGAAUUUGAGUAUUACGUAAUGUUCGCGUACCGCUUAAGGUAGUUAUCUAAAGUGCAUUUAAAGAAGAACGCUACAAAUACACAGGAAAUAAACAUUAAGAGACAACAUACGUCAACAUUGAAAUACCUUGACCUGCGUGGUUGUUAAGCGGAACUAGGUGUACCCAGCAACCAAGCCUUAUUGCUUUCGUUGAGGUCUUGUGUGGUGUUCUCGUUGGCAAUUAUGCCGGUCAGUAAAAAUGCAAAAAUCAGUCAACACAUUAACUACCGUAUCAGAUGUACUAUGCAAGAUGGAAGACAGCUUGUCGGUACUUUUAAGGCAUUCGAUCGCCACAUGAACAUAAUUUUAUGCGACUGCGACGAGUUUCGUCACGUAAAAAGCAGGCACUCUAAACAGGAGAAGGAUAAGCAAGAGAAGAGAGCUCUUGGCUUGGUUCUUUUGCGCGGAGAGCACGUUGUCAGUAUCAACGUUGACGGCCCACCUCCACCUGAAGACACUCCUCGAGUUCCGCUGCCUGGCGCAGGUGCUUGGGCCGGCGCUGGGGCCAAACCACUAGCAGGGGUUGCUGUGGGCCGCGGUAUGCCCCUUGCCACUCCGGCAGCUGCUAUCCCGCCUUCGGUCCCCCCUGCCGGUCUCGGUGCUCCUGUAUGGGGAGUUGGUGCACCCGCCCCUGGCCUUAUGCAGCCUCGAUUGGCUCCCGGUAUGCCUCCUCCCCCGCCGCCACCCACCAGUGCUCAGCCCGGCGCAAUACCAACUACGGCUGCUUUCGGACGAGGAAUGCCUCCCGCUGCUAUGGGACGUGGUUUUCCUCCUCCACCACCUCCUUCGGGCUUCCGAUAACUACCGACGUCAUGUUGAACUGCAUUUAUCGGUCGAUCCUGAAUGUCAGCAACCUUUUAAUACAUAUUGUCUCGUUUGUA